AAUGUCAAAGGGUUCAUUCAUUUCUUACUCUACGGCUUCCUUUUUCUUCAUAGUUCAUAUUUCAGACAUUUGACUACCACACAACACAGAGUAACGUCAAGAAUAUUCUCAAUCACAAGAGCUGAUUGAAUUUCUGUAUACGACCGACAGGACGAACUUGCGCAUAUUAGAAGGAGGGAUCCAAUAGGACGUUGAAAUUGAUUCUGAUACAUUCAGAACAAACAUAUACUCGAGAAAACUUAGUUGCAUUAGAGAUUAUUGUGCAGGUACAAGAAAACUGUAAACCUUACACGGAAUCUGCGAACGAACGGACAACGAAUAGGACGAGGCGAAAGGAAACGUGCGCUACCUACUGCAUUUGCGACUAUAAUUACGAUUGCGCAUCUGAGAGGAGACUUGUCUAUAGCUGCGACUGCGAGUUGAUCAACGAUACGAACGAAAUAUAGAGGGAAAAAGAAACAGAGAAGAAAAAGAAAGGAAAAGAAGAUAAAAUGGCGACAAAUUCAAUCAAGUUACUCACGGGUAACAGUCAUCCUCAGUUGGCAAAGUUGGUUGCUGAUAGAUUGGGCAUUGAGCUUGCAAAGACUAUGAGCUUGAACUACUCAAAUCAAGAGACCAGCGUCACAGUAGGAGAGAGUGUCAGAGAUGAAGAUGUCUUCAUCCUCCAAUCCACCGCACCCGGCGAUAUCAAUGAUGGGCUCAUGGAACUUCUCAUCAUGAUCAAUGCUUGUAAAACUGCCUCAGCACGUCGCAUUACAGCUGUCAUCCCGAACUUCCCCUACGCACGUCAAGAUAAGAAAGAUAAAUCCCGCGCUCCUAUUUCUGCGAAACUUAUUGCAAACAUGUUGCAAACGGCUGGCUGCAAUCAUGUUAUUACUAUGGAUUUACAUGCAAGUCAAAUUCAAGGUUUCUUCAAUGUUCCGGUCGAUAAUUUGUAUGCGGAACCAAGUACUUUGAGAUGGAUCAGAGAAAACUUGGAGGUUAGCAAGUGUGUGGUUGUUAGUCCGGAUGCGGGCGGUGCUAAGAGAGCAACCUCCAUCGCCGACCGUCUUGACCUUGGCUUUGCCCUUAUUCACAAAGAGCGCGCUCGUCCUAACGAAGUAUCCCGUAUGGUCCUUGUCGGUGACGUUGUAGACAAAAUUGCCAUUCUCGUAGACGACAUGGCCGAUACCUGCGGCACCCUCGUCAAAGCCGCUGAAACUGUCAUGGAACACGGUGCCAAGGAAGUCGUCGCUAUCGUAACUCACGGAAUUUUGAGCGGAGCAGCAAUCGAAACAUUAAACAAGAGUAAAUUGAGCAGAGUCGUUGUUACAAACACAGUUCCUCUGAGAGGAAAGGAGGAGACUUGUGGAAGAUUGAGAGUUAUGGAUAUCAGCGCGACGUUGGCCGAGGCAAUCAGGAGGACGCAUAAUGGAGAGAGUGUGAGCUUUUUGUUCACUCACGCACCUAUGGAUUAAGGGGCUAUAAGAUGUGGUCGCAAAGACACUGGAAGAUAGAUCAAAAAAUGGUUUCUUGGGUUUCACUCGGGGUUUGUGGGUAGGCAUGUAGAUAGAAAUUUACUAGGAAAAGAAAAAACAGCAGUGCGGAUUGCAGAAGAUGGGAUUCUCUCUCUUCUUUUUGUAAUGCAAUAUCCGCUUUGCGUGGGGUCGUAGAGGCCUUACUCACUUACAUAGGCACGUUUAAAUAUGUUAGAUAGGGUCUUCUCCAUAUAUACAUAGGUGUGCGGGAAUCAGAGAAAUUUUAAAUGCAUCGAUAU
Molecule: messenger RNA, 1756 nt
Organism: Botrytis byssoidea
Lineage: Eukaryota; Fungi; Ascomycota; Leotiomycetes; Helotiales; Sclerotiniaceae
Exons: 4
Coding region: 492-1457 (321 amino acids)
Biological process (GO): purine nucleotide biosynthetic process; 5-phosphoribose 1-diphosphate biosynthetic process; ribonucleoside monophosphate biosynthetic process
Cellular component (GO): ribose phosphate diphosphokinase complex; cytoplasm
Molecular function (GO): ribose phosphate diphosphokinase activity; magnesium ion binding
Source: RefSeq, a predicted model, not a curated record